UCGUCUUUAUUUCCAGGCUGGGUUUGUUUAGCUAAAAAACAGGAGUUCAAACGAAAAUAGGAAUUUGGGAAAAUAGUGGUGAUCUCAAAGGUUUUACGCUUAUUUUUUAGCCCACUAUGGCGAAUGUACAAGGACUUUUCAAGGAACAUUGCAUCGUUCCGGAUGUUAUAAAUAUGGCUCCUUCUGAAUUGCUGGACGUUCAAUAUACAAGUGGAGUUCGCGUCGAAAUAGGCAAGGAAUUGACUCCUACUCAAGUAAAAGAUAAACCAGUUGUGAAGUGGGCGGCUAAGGAAUCUGAAUAUUAUACUUUGGCUAUGGUGGACCCCGAUGCUCCAAGUCGUGAGAAUCCUAAAUUCAGAGAAUGGCAUCACUGGCUUGUAGGAAAUAUUCUCGCAAACAAUUUAGAGAAAGGAGAGGUUUUGUCGGAUUAUAUUGGCUCUGGGCCACCCAAAGGAACUGGGCUCCACCGCUACGUAUACUUGCUUUACAAGCAACCAGAAAAAUGCAACUUCUCAAAAAUUCCAAAGUUGCCCAAUAAUUCUGGUGAUAAAAGAGGCAAGUUUUCGAUCUCAAAAUUCGCUCAGCAGUUUAAACUUGGAGUGCCAAUAGCUGGAAAUUUUUACGUUGCACAAUAUGAUGACUAUGUGCCAAAAUUGUACGCUAAACUAAAAGGUUAA
Molecule: messenger RNA, 677 nt
Organism: Amyelois transitella
Lineage: Eukaryota; Metazoa; Arthropoda; Insecta; Lepidoptera; Pyralidae
Product: protein D2-like
Exons: 1
Coding region: 117-677 (186 amino acids)
Source: RefSeq, a predicted model, not a curated record